CUGUAAUUUAACUUGAUGACAUUUGCCACGCCUUUAAUUUUCCAGUUAAACUGGUUUGCCUUAAACCUACACAGACACCUCCUUGUUUUCUUUUACUUAGUCCUGUGUCGUCAGGAAGUUGUCUCGCACAUAGACGAACACCGUUGACAGAAAAUGUUCGGCGGAAAUCAAGACAAACAUCCCUCGGAGGCCUACGGCCUGAAGCCUAACACAGGGGACAAGGACUGUGGUGUCUUGGGCCCUGUGUCUGGUGGGGAUGGUCGGAGCGGAGGAAACGUUCAGCAAAAAGACAAAAAGGAUCACGAUAAAGACUCUCAGGUGGGUGACCGUCGAGGAGGGGACCGUGAUAAAGACGUUCCUCAGGGGGGAGACCGCCGAGGAGGGGACCGUGAUAAAGUCGCUCCUCAGGGGGGAGACCGCCGAGAUCGCAAAGAAGGCCGGGAGCAUAGCCCUCGUCGUCGUGGAAGCGGUGGUCGUCACAGCGACGACAGCGACAGUGACAGUGAACAUCCCAAACACGGUCAUGGACAUGGUCAUGGACAUGGAUGUGGCCGUGGACGUGGACACGGACGAGGAGGACAUAGUUAGAGAGGUGAAUACAGGUAAUAGACUCCACCGACCCCCACACGUCCUGUGAAACUCUACCUGCCAUUGUGCAAUGAAAAUAUUGAAUGCUAUAUUUCUGCAUUCACAUGAAUAAAACAUUUACAAGACAAA
Messenger RNA from Etheostoma cragini (Arkansas darter), 717 nucleotides. Its product is annotated as kininogen-1-like. The coding region runs from base 257 to 637 and encodes 126 amino acids. The transcript has 3 exons. NCBI's taxonomy places the organism in Eukaryota, Metazoa, Chordata, Actinopteri, Perciformes, Percidae. The record is from RefSeq and is a predicted model, not a curated record.